AGCUGUUUCAUCAAUAUGCUUCAUAAGAACUCAGCCCGAAUGUCAGAGGAAGAUAGAAGGUGUCAGGCUCAGAUAACAGUCUCCUUUUAUGAAGAGGAAAACCGGCGGAACUGGAAAGAGAAGAAUGGGGAUUUGAGUUCACAAUAUUCCAACCCAAUCGCAGAAGACAGGAAAACACAUGGAUACUCCGAUAUCAUGCAAAGUGUAAGUAACCCAUCUGUAAUGCAGCGGAGAAUGACAGUGCUACGGGAGAAAGGAAGGAGACAGGCCGUCCGUGGUCCAGCAUUCAUGUUCAAUGACAGGGGCACAAGCCUUACUCCAGAAGAAGAACGUUUUCUGGACGCAGCUGAAUAUGGGAACAUACCUGUUGUUCGGCGAAUGCUGGAAGAGAGCAAGUCACUGAAUGUUAAUUGUGUUGAUUACAUGGGGCAGAAUGCCCUUCAGCUAGCAGUUGGAAAUGAACAUUUGGAAGUAACUGAGCUCCUUCUAAAGAGGGAUAAUUUGGCUCGAAUUGGUGAUGCAUUAUUGCUUGCUAUCAGUAAGGGAUAUAUACGAAUUGUGGAAGCAAUUUUGAAUCAUUCUGGAUUUGAGCCCAGUAAUCGACUGGCCCUCAGUCCUUGUGAGCAAGAAAUGCAAGAUGAUGAUUUUUAUGCUUAUGAUGAAGAUGGCACUAGAUUUUCUCCAGAUAUCACUCCAAUCAUUCUGGCUGCCCAUUGCCAAAAAUACGAGGUGGUUCAUAUGUUGUUGAUGAAAGGAGCACGAAUUGAGAAACCUCACGAUUAUUUCUGUAAAUGCAAUGAAUGUAUGGAGAAACAAAAGCAUGAUUCAUUUAGUCACUCCAGAUCAAGGAUCAAUGCGUACAAAGGAUUAGCAAGCCCUGCCUAUUUGUCUUUGUCUAGUGAAGAUCCAGUACACACAGCACUGGAACUUAGUAAUGAAUUAGCCAAGUUGGCAAAUAUUGAAAAAGAAUUUAAGCUUAAAAACAAGAAAAAUGAAUUGGUAAAGUGUCCACACAGCGUGACAUCAUCGAAUGACUACCGGAAGUUAUCUAUGCAAUGCAAAGAUUUUGUUGUUGGUGUUCUUGACCUGUGCCGAGACAGUGAAGAAGUUGAAGCUAUUCUGAAUGGUGACAUGGAAGCUGAGCAGGAUGAAGGACACCACAGUCAAAGAGCAGGAUUAACACGUGUCAAACUGGCCAUUAAGUAUGAAGUCAAAAAGUUUGUUGCACACCCAAAUUGCCAACAGCAACUACUCACAAUAUGGUAUGAAAACCUUUCAGGGUUGCGGGAGCAGCCCAUAGCUAUGAAAUGCCUUGUGGUGCUCGUUAUUGCACUUGGGCUCCCAUUUCUUUCAAUUGGCUAUUGGAUUGCACCUUGCAGCAAGCUGGGGAAGAUGCUAAGAAGUCCCUUCAUGAAGUUUGUGAUGCAUGCAGCAUCCUUCAUCAUCUUUCUGUGUUUACUAGUAUUUAAUGCCUCUGACAGAUUUGAAGGCAUCAAAACCUUACCCAAUGUCACUGUUAUCGAUUACCCUAAACAAGUCUUCAGAAUGAAAACUACUAUGUUUACCUGGACGGAAAUGCUAAUUAUGGUGUGGAUACUGGGAAUGAUGUGGACUGAGUGUAAAGAAAUCUGGACAGAAGGACCACGGGAAUACAUUUUCCAAAUGUGGAAUCUUUUAGAUUUUGGAAUGUUAUCCAUUUUUAUUGCUGCAUUUACAGCAAGAUUUCUGGCAUUUCUGGAAGCUUCUAAAGCACAGCAGUAUGUAGAUGAACAUGUUGAGGAGAACGAUCUAUCACUUGUAACACUUCCACCAGAAGUUGAAUAUUACACUUAUGCCAGAGAUAGAUGGGUUCCUUCUGAUCCUCAGAUCAUAUCGGAAGGCCUCUAUGCAAUAGCUGUUGUUCUUAGUUUUUCACGAAUCGCUUAUAUUCUGCCUGCAAAUGAAAGUUUUGGUCCAUUACAAAUUUCCCUUGGAAGGACAGUGAAGGACAUAUUCAAAUUCAUGGUCAUUUUUAUUAUGGUAUUUCUUGCUUUCAUGAUUGGGAUGUUUAUCCUGUAUUCCUACUAUCUUGGUGCAAAAGUAAAUCCAGCCUUCACAACAGUUGAAGAAAGUUUCAAGACACUAUUCUGGUCAAUCUUUGGUUUGUCUGAAGUAUCUUCUGUUGUCCUCAAAUAUGACCACAAAUUCAUUGAGAAUAUUGGAUACGUUUUAUAUGGAAUAUACAACGUCACUAUGGUGGUGGUCUUGCUCAACAUGCUGAUUGCCAUGAUCAAUAGCUCAUAUCAAGAAAUUGAGGAUGAUGCAGAUGUGGAAUGGAAAUUUGCUCGAUCAAAGCUAUGGCUUUUCUACUUUGACCAUGGGAAAACCUUACCCCCUCCAUUCAGUCUUGUGCCUACUCCAAAAUCGUGCAUUAGUUUAAUACUAAAAAUCAAAAACUGUCUCAUUGAUCUAUUCAAAUGCAGAAGGAAAAGAUUGAAGAGAGAUGUAGAGAUUGGAAUGUUGAAUUCAAAGUCUAGGCUGAAUCUUUUUGCGCAGUCAAAUCUAAGGAUUUCAGAAACUCAAAGUUUCAACAGCAUUAUGAAUCAACCAACAAGAUAUCAGCAAAUAAUGAAACGACUGAUCAAACGAUAUGUCUUGAAAGCUCAAGUUGAUAAAGAAAAUGAUGAAGUUAAUGAAGGUGAACUGAAAGAAAUUAAACAGGAUAUCUCAAGUCUUCGAUAUGAACUUCUAGAAGACAAAUCUCAAGCAACUGAGGAGCUGGCUUUCCUCAUUCAAAAGCUUGGUGAAAAACUGAAUACCUGUCUGACGAAACAAAAACACCAGUGACUUAACUUGAAAAUGGACUUUCUAUUUAUCAAUGUAUAGAAACAAGAAACAGCACAAUUUAAUGCAAUAAUGUUUAUAAAUUAUAAAUUUGAGAGACAGUAUAAUAAAGCAUUUAGUAUCUCUUGUCCACAAUAGGUAAUUACUGUAAUAAACUUGUAAUUCAUGUAGAGCAGUGAGAAAUACCCUAGAUUUACAAUUUUGGAUUGCCUAAAAUUCACUUUGUAGCAUUUUAUAAGACGUUGCUAUCAUUACUAAGGAACUAAAGUACAAAACAAACAGUAUUCUAACUUCUAGCUCUUUGAAGGUCAUGUUGACUAUUUUGUGAUCACAUCAGAAAUUAUGACUUACUUUAUUAAUACUAAAAUUGCAUACUAGAUUUAGCUAUGUGCAAAUCAACAUAGCUUAGCUUAGUCUCUUUUAUGAUGUUCUCUACCAAACAUGUGGCAGUCACUGAACUGAAAUACAAAUAGAUCAGUAUUUACUGCAAGAACUUGUCAUGGUCUGCUAUUUACUGUUUUGAUAUUACAGGCAAGCUAAAUUUUUACACCAAUCACUGACUAAUAUUUGUUAUUAACAGUAAUUCAGAACCAUUUAAUCUAAUACUCCAGUCAUGCAAAACUCCUGAA
This is a messenger RNA of Chiloscyllium plagiosum (whitespotted bambooshark), 3452 nucleotides long. Lineage: Eukaryota; Metazoa; Chordata; Chondrichthyes; Orectolobiformes; Hemiscylliidae. The record is from RefSeq and is a predicted model, not a curated record.